Heteronotia binoei (common prickly gecko) is the source of this 4452-nucleotide messenger RNA. RefSeq names its product proteasome 26S subunit, non-ATPase 5 (gene PSMD5). The coding region runs from base 114 to 1640 and encodes 508 amino acids. NCBI's taxonomy places the organism in Eukaryota, Metazoa, Chordata, Lepidosauria, Squamata, Gekkonidae. Gene Ontology annotation, biological process: proteasome assembly. The record is from RefSeq and is a predicted model, not a curated record. Gene Ontology annotation, cellular component: cytosol. The transcript is spliced from 10 exons.
GCGACCGCCUGGGUCGCCGGGGCAGAAGUCUCGCGAGGCUCCUCCCCUUUCCUUUCCUUCUCCUCCUUUCUUUUUCUUCCUCCUCUUCCCUCCCCUUUCCAGUCACAUCCAAGAUGGCGACGCCGGGAGUGGAAGCCGCGCUGGAGCUGCUCAGCCGCCUCUCAGGGGUGCGGGACCCCGUGGAGCAGCUGCGGGACCUGCGCGUGGCGGUACAGGCCUUGCCGCCCGGCGCUCUCCGUGAGCGGGGUCCACAGUUCCCCUUGGAGGGGCUCUUCGUUCUCAUGGCGCAGGGUGACAGUGAGCAGAUCUCCUCAUGCAUUGCCAUCCUGGAGCGGUUCCUCCAAGCCAUGGACCCCUUCUACAUAAUCCGAAACUUCGGGGAACAACUCCAGAAAGGUCUCUUCCAUCAUCAUGAUUCAGUCAAAGUCCUUAGUAUAUCUCAGGUUGGAAGGAUAGUCGAAGACCAUGAUGCUGUUAAAGAAAUCCUGAACACUCCAGAAUUGCUGAGGCAGAUCAUUUAUUGCAUUGCUGCAGAGAAAAUAUCCGUGGCCAAGGAGGCCAUCAAAUCACUGUCAAAAAUAGCUGGAUCACCUGAAGGGCUGGAGGUGUUGCUGGAGGGCAACCUGCUGGUUGAUUUGAAAAAUGUCAUGGCCAAGAGCGACGUCAUACGCUACCGAGUCUAUGAGCUAGUUGUCAACAUCGCCUCAGCGUCAGCAGAUUCUCUGAACUACUGCGUGAACAGUGGAUUGCUUUCACAGCUGAUUGAGGAGCUGACUGGGAAUGACAUGCUGGUCAGAGCUACCUGUAUUGAGAUGGUGACGUCUCUCGCCCACACUCUUCAUGGGCGCCAGUAUCUCGCCCAGCAAGGAGUCAUCGACAAGAUUUCCAACAUUAUCAUCGGAGCAGACUCAGAUCCUUUUUCCGGCUUCUACUUGCCAGGCUUUGUGAAGUUUUUUGGCACCUUGGCCAUAGUUGACAGCCCAGAACAGGUCUGCGAGCAAUACCCCAUCUUUAUGAAGAAAGUCUUCAGCAUGGCAGAAGGCCAUGACCAAACCAUGUAUGGCGUUGCUGUGGAUACACUUGGGAUCUUGGGCUCAACCGUGGAGGGGAAGCUGGUCUUGCAGAAGCUGGGUAGGCGAUUUCACCACAUGCUAAAUCGAAUGGGAUGUCAGGCAAAGAGUGGCCCAACAGAGCUCAGGGUCCGAUGUUUGGAUGCCCUGGCGUCCCUUUUCUACCUACCGCCAGACCAGCAGACAGAAGACCAUGAGAGAAUGGUGCAGUCCUGGUUCUCCUGUCUAUCUAGCCAGCCUCUGGAACUCUUCAGAAACAUCAGCACACAGCCAUUCCCUGACCUCCACUGUGGUUCCUUACGGGUCUUCGCUGCCAUCGGUAACCAGCCCUGGGCCCAGAGGUUGAUGAUCGCUAGUCCUGGCUUCAUAGAAUACGUCGUGGACAGAUCGGUGGAUCCUGAUAAGGCUUCCAAGGAAGCCAAAUACGAACUCGUCAAGGUUCUUGCCAAUUCCAAGACAAGUGCGGAGAUCUUUGGGAACCAGCAUUUUGUGAAGCUGCGUGGCUAUAUGCACGAAGGGCCUUAUUAUGUCAAGGCUGUUUCGACCACAGCUGUGGAAGGGGCCGAUUAACAUUUGCCCGCCGGCGAUGUAAAUUCCUGUCCUGGAAUUCCAGGAAUGGCAAAUUAAUGUCGGGGACUCUUCCUGAAGAGGGGAUUUGACUCUGUGGGUGUGCAGGGGGGAAACAAAGACAUCUGAGGAAGCAAUUGGUCUGCGCUUGUGUGUGCGUGUUUAAAAUUUGAAAUGACAGAUGGGUAGAAAUGCUAAGGACCACAUUAGUUCUAUGCCAUGGGGUAAUGUAACAAAACUUACUUGGCUCGUUAGUGUUAGAGUCGGCUGCUUUGUUAACAAAAGAUAUGUAUCAGCAGGCUCUUCUUAAGCUUUUUUUCAGAGUUUUGGGGAGUGUGUUUGUGUGUGGGGUGGGGGAUGCAAAGGAGUGGCCAGAUUUAAAUGCUGUGUACAGUGUGGAAGGGGCUUUGUGCACCCUUGACCCUAAAUGCAACUACAGUUCAGUGAGGCUGCUGCAGGUAUGUGAGAUAGGCGAGUCCACUCUACAUGGAGGGGACAGCAUGGUCUUCCGUAGCCGGUGGCAGCUUGCCUGUGUGCUGGCUUCGAGGCAUUAGGUUGUUUUUUUAAGUGUGGCAACACGUCCCACAGAUCUUGAACGAAGCAAAGAGGGGAAACUUUUGCAGAUGCGGUUUGCGAUGGUACUUGUUUCUAGGUUGCCUCGUCUUACAGCACAGUCGGCACAUCAGCAUUUAUUCACCUGCUUGAAGUGAUUAAAUACAGCAUUGGUACGUAAGGGAAAAGCCUAUCCUAGAAUCUUCUUCCUGAUGGUCUGGUUCUGUAUAUGUAGAAAGGUGUGGGCUUUCCCUCCCUUUGCCUCCUGGCGGUGUGAAAUAGUGCAGUUCCAUAACAGGGACACUGCACAGAGCUUCAGCUAGCCUGUAAUCUCUUCUGCUGAGCAGGUGUUAGAUCAAAAGUGCCUUUGCUGGAUGGAAACCUUAGCUUGAAUCUUUUAACGCUGCAAAUGAGAUAGAAGUGACCUUGUUUAACUAAAUCUCAAAGUAGAAAUUACUGCGCUUUACAGAGAAACCAAAAUUUGAAUCGGGAGUUCUGAGCCACUGCUGUGUACUGGAGCUGUAGAAGAAAAUGGUUACAACAGGUUCUGUGGCUCAGUCUGCUUUAAACCCCCCACAUACCUUUUUUUUUACCACACUUGACAAACAAACCUCAUGCGUUCCCUGUUACAUAUUUCAAUUAUGAAGCCUGUAUUCCAUCUUUAAAAAUAAGCAGGAUUCAGAGCACAGCAUCUGUCGACGCAAAUUGUAUGGAAAAUUGUUUCACGUGAAAUGACCACAGUCGACUGCAUGCUAGUUAGAGCUACGUAUCUGUUCAGAUUGCUGAAUUGUGGCUGGAACGUGAGGGUCAAGGAGUCGCGUAGCUGCUUUUCAAUACAAAGCAAUUUCAGUGAGUUCCUUUGGUUGGUUCAGUAUUCUUCUAGUGGAAUAGGUUAUUGGCAUGAAGUAGUUCAGUUUGGAAACGGUGCCUGUUUAGCCUUUAGCCAUUGGUGAGUUCUUGCACACGUAUCCAAAAUUAGGCUGACAGAGGCGACUCGGGGCUCUUGAAGCCGAACAGCAUUAGCUGCUCCUUCCAGCAGGACAGAGUGAAUCCUUUGCCCCUGCGGCCAGUGGUGUUAAGCUGCAGAGAAUUUGACAACGCCCUGUCAGUGCCCCGUGUAGCUAAAGGAGUGUUCAUUGGACAUGAGAAAAGGAUUGAGGACGAGAGUCAUAAAAGAAGAACUCUUUUUUUCCCUCCAGUGGUCACAAGCUGAAGCAUUUUUAGGAUACAAGCCAGGCUAUAUUGCCACUGCCAAUAAAAUUGCUGUGUUCUUCUUUCCUUUCCUGUCAUGUGUAGCUUCAGAUACCUGUGAUGUUGCUUUGUCAAAUCUUUGUGUUUCUCCCCCCUCAAUCACCAGCUGUUUGGGGUAGUGAGAUGUGCAUUCAGUGUUGUAGAGUGUACCAGUGACACUAGGAGGGAGGGGAGAGCACAAUACAACCCUGGGAAGUGUAUUAGUGAGGCAAAUCAUUAAUUCUUUUGCAUUCUCCUCCUUGCAGCCUGUAUCAGUGUGAAUGCUUGCAGGUACGCAGCUUUGGACAGACAUGGCUGGAGCCAUAGGAUGUCUUCUAGCGUGGGAUCAAAAAUAUCUCUUGAUUUUCAAGAUAUGUCACUCAUUUGGGAGGAUGAUGGCGCAACCUACAUCUGGAUUCUGGGCAGCUAUGGUUCACUAGGCCAUCUUAUCGGAAAACUUAGCACAAGGACUGAAUAAUUUUGAUCACACAUUGUGCCAUAAUUGGUAUUGGGGGCAGGGGGGAGGAGUUUAAUGUUGGCAACCAGAGAAGAACUUCAGAGGCAAGCCUAAAGCUUGUGUGUCUAGCAUUUCUUUUAAUAGGAAAACUAGGGCAGGACUCAGACUAGCUUUCUGUCUGGAAAUCACUACUUUUCCUCCUAUCAGAACAUAGUGAAAUAGAAACGUAUUCUAGAAUUCACUGCCAUUGGUAGGCAAAAAAAGGAUUGUGUCCCUAUCACAGUGCAGUGUUGGGAUACACCUCCAUAUUGAAAUCAUGUUCAUUCAAUUACAUAUGCUGUUGCGUAGUCUGUGUAUCAUUGGUACUUUGCUUCUGUGACACUUUCAAAGGACUUCAGAUAAUUGUGUAAUUCUGGGAAUGUCAGAUUUUUUUUUCUGUAAAGGAAAAUCAUUUCCAGGAAUUGUUAAAAUUGUCAAAUUCUGUCUGUAGAAGCAGUGGUAAGAAUAUAACCUUUCCUUUUAUGUAACUUAGCCAGUUCUGCUGUAGAGGUCUUGGUAAAAUAUUUCAGCCUUUGG